AUGGGCAAGCAACUGAAAAACCGUGUGAGCGGGAGUAGCCAAGUUCGUGAUUAUGAUGAAAUUACAUCUUUCUUGGGAACAUGGGGACCCUUUCAGCGGACGAUUUUCUUUGCAUUGGCUGCCAGCAUCCUCCCAAAUGGGUUUGUUGGUAUUUAUAUUGUGUUUGUAGGUGAUACACCACCACACCAAUGCUAUAUUCCUGAGGAGUAUAACGUCAGUGAGACGUGGAAAAAUGUGACAAUCCCCAUGGUUACAAUGAAUGGUGUGUCACAGCUUAGCUCUUGCUUAAGGCUCAAAUUGGAGACCUUUAGAAACUACUCUAACCUUAACAUCGUCCCAAAUGUGGAUAUCAACGUGAGUGAAAUUGAGCUGGAGAGUUGCUUGGAUGGUUGGAAAUACAGCAAAGAGGUCUACCAGUCAACAAUUGUCACUGAGUGGGACCUGGUAUGUGACAAUGAGUUCAAAGAGCCUCUGACAUCCUCAAUAUACUUCCUUGGUGUUCUGGUGGGAACCUUUAUCACAGGACAGCUGUCCGACAGGUUCGGAAGAAGGCCAGUGCUCUUUUCCAUGAUGGUGUUACAGACUGUAGCUAUAUUCGCCCAGAUAUUCUCCCCAAACUGGGAGGCAUUCAGCGCCAUCUUCUUCUUUGUGGGUUUUGGUGGAUUCUCCAACUAUGUGGUAGCUUAUGUGUUAGGAUCCGAGAUUCUGAGCCCUGGGACACGCGUAGUGUUUUGCUCCCUGGGCGUGUUCAUGGGAUCUGGUUUGGGCCAAAUGUUCAUGCCAGCGGUGGCCUACUUCAUCCGUGAUUGGAGGUGGCUUCUGGUACCCAUGGCUGGUUCUGGACUGAUGUACAUCCCCCUCUGGUGGUUAAUCCCAGAGUCUCCCAGAUGGCUGCUCUCUCAGGGAAGAGUUGAAGAGGCUGAGGCCAUACUGAGAGACGCUGCCAGGAGGAACGGAGUUGAAGCACCAGAGGUCAUCUUCACUCCCAUUGAGAUUGAGGAUGCCUGCAAAAAUAUGGACAAGAAAUAUAAUUUCUUGGACAUCCUACAGAACUGCAACAUGGUCUCAGUUAUACUAAUUUGUUCUCUUUUGUGGAUGGUCAUCACCAUGGCCUACUAUGCACUGCUAUUCAAUACCACUAACCUGCAUGGGAAUUCCUAUAUCAACUUCUUCCUGUCUGCAGUUGUAGAAGUGCCAGCCUAUAUACUCGCUAUGUUACUGCUGAAAUUUUGCUAUCGAAGAUUCUGCCAGUCAUCCACUCUGUUUUUUGGCGGUUCUGUUAUUCUCUUCAUCCAGAUUAUCCCAGCAGAUCUCCCAGGAGUGGCCCUCUUCCUGGAGAUGGUGGGGAAGUUUGGCAUCACCGCAGCGUUCUGUGUGGUGUACGCCGUCACGUCGGAGCUCUUCCCCACUGUGGUGAGGAACAUGGCCAUGGGGACGUGCUCAAUGGCAGCACGCAUCGGCAAUAUCAUCUCCCCCUUCAUCAUCUACCUCGGUAAUCAUUACAAGUACCUGCCAUAUAUUUUGAUUGGGAGUCUGGCUGUGUUAUCCAGCCUACUUUGUUUCGUUCUACCAGAGAGUUUUGGAAAGGUUCUCCCUGAGACAAUACCACAGAUGCAGAAGCUUAGAGGGUAA
Salvelinus namaycush (lake trout) is the source of this 1632-nucleotide messenger RNA. Its product is annotated as solute carrier family 22 member 5-like. The record is from RefSeq and is a predicted model, not a curated record. The transcript is spliced from 9 exons. Gene Ontology annotation, biological process: transmembrane transport. Gene Ontology annotation, cellular component: membrane. Gene Ontology annotation, molecular function: transmembrane transporter activity. The coding region runs from base 1 to 1632 and encodes 543 amino acids. NCBI's taxonomy places the organism in Eukaryota, Metazoa, Chordata, Actinopteri, Salmoniformes, Salmonidae.